UUAUUUCACGUUUAAAGUUCGUACGUGCGCUGAACGGACGGACUGUUACGACCGGAGUGUUGUGUUGUGAGUGCGAAAGCGUAAAAUCGGCCAGGCGGAUAUACAUACAUAUAUAUAUGCACUUCCCCCAAAACGAAAAAAAAAAAUUUAAAAAAAAAAACGUCACACAAUCGCCUAUUUUUUGAAUCGUUUUCGAGUGAUGAUCUUUGUGCUUUAUCUAAAUUAGACUGAGUUCAAAACCAAGUAUACAUGUGAAACAAAAUUAGCUAAGUAAAGAGCAGCAAACUUUUGGAUAACCCCACGUUUCCGGAACCAUCUUUUACGUACGUGCCUCAUCAUAAAACGCGCCCUCAACGAGGCAUUCGAGCGGAACCACAAACCAAAAACGGCCAAGCCAAAGAAAUAUUAAAAAAAAAGUAUAUCUAACAAAAAAGGAAACCAAUAAAUAAGUACAUAACACAUAAAAAAACCCAUGCGUGAAUCAACAAAAAGCAAAGAAAGAAAGUAAUGUGUAAAUUCUUUUUUUACACACACAUAUCGUGUACAUAUAAAUAUUAAUUCCAGCCGAGGCAAUUAUAAUACUUAAUGAAUUUAUUGCACAAUUAAAGCGAAGCCAACUAAUAACAACAACAAAUUAAUAUGCCGAUGGCGUGAAAGUCACAACUCGACGCAUGAGAAAUCCCCCCUGCGCCACCGCACUGAAUUAUUAAUGAAAUCGAAUUACAAACAAAGCCCAGCCAGCAGCGGCAAUAACGAUUGCGAUUCGGAAUAAAGAAAAAAAAUAAAUAAUAAAUAAUCAUAAAUAAGUACACACAUCAACAAGAGUCGCGGAACGUGGACGGCUUAAUCAGCGAAAAGUCAGGCAGCUGGAAAAUAUUGCAGGAAAGGCGCAGGCGCCGCUUUUCACACGAGUUGGCAGCACACGCCACAUAAAUUGGCAUUUACCGUUAAGCGCGCUGCCGUACUUUGCGGUCGGGACAAGCAACAACCACAACAACAACCACAACAACAACAACAACAACUCAACACCUCCACCGAACCACCAAAGAAAAGCCGUCAAAGUGGAUUUAACAAAUUAUAAUAAAAUGCUGCAAUCCAGCAAUCAUCAUUAUUUAAGGCCGGAUUAUAUGACAGCUGCAGCUGCCCCAACAGCGCAGCUGGACAACAAAAGCAGUCCGUUGGCGCUAUUGGCCCAAACAUGCAGCGCCAUCGGAGCGGAUACCACAAACCCCAAGCUGCUGGCGGCGAACAUCGAGAAGUCCACAAAGCAACUGCAUCACCAGCCCAAGGGAUCGAGUGGAGGAGGCUCGGGUUCGGGAUCGGGUGCGUUUGGCCUGGGCCAGCAGACAUCAAUGGAUGGCGGUGGACGCGAUAAAUCCUCGCCAGUUAGCAGUCAUUCAUCCAGCGUCAGCACCGGUUCCGUGGAGCAGCAGCAACUGCCCAUGGCCCAUGGCAGCAACAGCAGCGGUAGCAUCAGCAGCAAGCCCACACCGACCACCUUUAAGCCCUACGAGCCGAAUAACAACAUCAGCAACAUGACCACAGCAGCCAUCGAUUGCGGCGCCACAAAUCUCAGUAGCAACAACCCCAGUGGCCAGCAGCGGGUUAAGACCCCCAAAUCGACGGCGAACGGCGGUGGCCAGCGUUGCGAUUCGAACCAGAGUGCCAGCUCGCACCGGGAAUCGCCCACGGCAGCGGCUGGCUCCCUUCGAAGGACCCCCACCUCGGGCAUGGGCGGUGGUGGCCAGCUGAAUGGCAGUCCCGGCCUGCCGCCCUCCUCCUCCGGUCGCAGCAGCUCCAAGGAGUCGGCCGCCAUGCACAGUCCAAGUGCAGCCGCAGCGGCUGCGGCGGCGGCGGCCCAAAUAGCCAGCUCGAAUCGCCUGCAGGAGGCCGCCCUGGCCGCCGCCAAGGAGGCCAGCUAUGUAAAGGCCCUGCAUGCCGCCAGCCAACAAGGAUCCGCAGCAGCUGCAUCGUACUAUCCGCCCGGUUACGGCAGCCCCUAUUCCAUGGACUUGAUGACCGCCAGUUCGCUGAUGUCGCCGCACCACGCGAUGUUCAAGGCGUCGGCGAUGAAUCCGUAUCUGAACUACGCCCGGAUGAAGGGCCUGACGGAGCAGUCGAUGAUGGCGGCCACGCCCAAUGUGUGCCGGGAUCCCUACUGCACGGGAUGUCCGGCCAGUCCGCAUUACAUCAAUAAGGCCUCCGGUCAGCCGUGUCCGGCGGGCUGUCCGCAGUGUGAGGGAGGUGGUGGUGGUGGCGGCGGAGGCGGUGGUGCACCCAAGUCCAGUAACUCCCAGGGAGGAUCGGGAUCGAGUGCGGCAGCAGCGGCGGCGGCGGCAGCAGCAUCCUCGUACCACGCCCAGUUGGCCGCCCUGGCCGCCGCCUCCCAGAUGCCCUAUGUGUGCUCGUGGAUCGGCAGCGAUGCUGCGUACUGUGGCAAGCGGUUCGGCACCUCCGACGACCUGUUCCAACAUCUGCGCACCCACACGGCCUCCGUUCCGGAUGCGGUACUGAGUGCAGCGGCCGCCGGCGGAAUACCGCCCAACCAUCCGCUGUUCCAGCGCACCUACCCCACCCCGCCGCUGAGUCCGCUGUCGGCGGCCCGCUAUCAUCCGUAUGGAAAGCCCUCGAUGCUGCCGCCCUCGUUGGCGCCACCCGGCAUGCCCGGCCUACCCCCGCAUCCGGCCCUGGCCCAGUACUUUGCACCGUACUCGUUAUACGGUCCCAGGAUGGGAUCCUCACAUCCGUAGUAGGCGGCCGACGAUCCUUCGGGGGGAAGUUCUUCGGCCUUCAGUCAAACCCAUCAUUUCUCUUGAGUCGUCGUCGUAUCUCUAUGUGUUUUUUGGUGUAUAUGUAUGACUCACUCGUGAAACGAAAAGCUAGUGAUCUAAUGUACUGUAGUUACAUACAAAUGUGUUUACAAUUUAGCUUAAGAAGUCUAGCGUCUAGAUAUUAAUCUAUCUAAAUAUCGAUGAUAUAUAUAUAGAGUGCAGCACAUCAAAUAUCGCUCGUCCUUGUGUGUCUGUGUGUUUCGUGGUUGCUACUAAACGCAUAUGGUAAUUUUAAUAUUAUUUAUUAUAUUCAAGCGAAACGAUUACAGAAUUAACGAAAUGAAAUGAAAAGAUUGUCCAAAAACUUAAAGUUGUAAAAUUCUUGUAAAAUAUAUGAGUAACUGCUUAUAAUUAAUUCUAUAUAUAUACCUAUACAUAACUGUGUAAUUAUGAACAAUAUUUUAAUGUUCAAUUAAGUCACUACAAAGAAAU
This is a messenger RNA of Drosophila subpulchrella, 3263 nucleotides long. RefSeq names its product zinc finger protein Elbow (gene elB). The transcript is spliced from 3 exons. Gene Ontology annotation, cellular component: nucleus. Gene Ontology annotation, biological process: negative regulation of DNA-templated transcription. Bases 1086 to 2750 code for a protein of 554 amino acids. NCBI's taxonomy places the organism in Eukaryota, Metazoa, Arthropoda, Insecta, Diptera, Drosophilidae. The record is from RefSeq and is a predicted model, not a curated record.